UACACUGUUGCGCAACUACUAGAAACCAGGCUUUAUUUAAAAGAAAUGCCAUUGCGCAUGAGUGUAAGUAUGGUAAACAAUUCUAAAUAAAUGGCGGAUUCUAAUUCCAAUAAAAAGAUUCAUGUUUUGAACCAACCUUAUGAUGAAAGUGUCUCAGUCGGAGAUGAUGAAGAAAUAGAAAGUGAGCUAUCUCCAACUCCAAGAGUUCAAACUGCAUCAAAGUUUAGAAAACCAGAACAAAUGACAACUUCAAUUGAAGCAAGUGAGGAUGAAUUUGAUGAUGAAAAUUCUGCUUUUGUAGAACCAAAGGACAAGUUGAAACAAUCUCGUCCACCAAAAGCAGGUAGUGGUCAGCGUCCAGUUGGUGGUCAUGUUAUAGAAGCUAGUGAUGAAGAUGAUGAUGAGGAAGAUGGUAGUGAAUCAAGCGAAGAUGAAGAUGAAAAAGAAGGAAUACAUGUGAAAGGGGCUUACGAUCCAACUGAGUUUGAACAUCUUCCUGUCAGUAAAGAAAUAAAAGAAUUAUUCCAAUAUAUUGUUAGGUAUGUGCCUCAGACAAUUGAUUUAGAUUAUAAACUGCGACCAUUCAUUCCAGAAUAUAUUCCUGCCGUUGGAGAUAUUGAUGCAUUUUUAAAAGUCACAAGACCUGAUGGUAAACCAGAAACAUUAGGGAUACGAAUACUUGAUGAACCGGCAGCAGAGCAGUCUGAUCCUACUGUUCUUGAUCUUCAACUUCGUUCUAUUUCUAAACAGACAAGUGCAAAACAAACUAUUGUUCGUAGCAUUGAAGACCCUGAUAAAAAUCCAAAGGCAAUCGAUAGCUGGAUAACAAACAUUGUCAAGUUGCAUCGUGAAAAGCCGCCUCAAAAUGUGCAUUAUACAAAACCUAUGCCAGAUAUUGAAAAGCUGAUGCAAGAAUGGCCUCCAGAAUUUGAAGAGCUUCUUAAUAAUUUAAAACUACCAUCAGCUGAUAUUGAAUGUGAACUUGCAGAGUAUAUUGAUAUUAUAUGUGCUAUUGUCGAUAUUCCUGUUUAUGCGAGUCGAAUACAGUCUUUACAUCUGCUGUUUACUUUGUAUUCCGAGUUUAAAAACUCACAGCAUUUUAAUCAGUUGGCGAAACGCAACGUGAUUUCAAACGAUUUAAAAAACACUGGAAACAAGCAAAGCCCAUCCAUUUCAUAUGAAUAAUUAAUAUAUAUAUAUAUAUAUAUAUAUAUAUAUAUAUAUAUAUAUAUAUAUAUAUAUGUGUGUGUGUG
Hydra vulgaris (swiftwater hydra) is the source of this 1253-nucleotide messenger RNA. Its product is annotated as intraflagellar transport protein 46 homolog. The record is from RefSeq and is a predicted model, not a curated record. Gene Ontology annotation, biological process: intraciliary transport; cilium assembly. Lineage: Eukaryota; Metazoa; Cnidaria; Hydrozoa; Anthoathecata; Hydridae. Gene Ontology annotation, cellular component: intraciliary transport particle B; motile cilium; centrosome.